This is a messenger RNA of Postia placenta MAD-698-R-SB12, 861 nucleotides long. RefSeq lists its product as hypothetical. The transcript is spliced from 5 exons. Gene Ontology annotation, molecular function: hydrolase activity. The coding region runs from base 1 to 861 and encodes 286 amino acids. The record is from RefSeq and is a predicted model, not a curated record. Lineage: Eukaryota; Fungi; Basidiomycota; Agaricomycetes; Polyporales; Adustoporiaceae.
AUGAAAAGCAAGCGUGCGAACAAAAUAGUGGCGGGGACUGGAAAUCUGGUAGAUCCCGUGCUGCGCUCUCCCACUGCGACUGUCCACCUCACCUACGAUCCUAACUCACCGCCACCUCAUCCGGGUCCCACUCACACACGCUUCGUCUGCAUAUCAGACACGCAUUCACAUGUAUACCCUGUCCCGCACGGCGAUGUGCUUCUACAUUCUGGUGACCUAUGCAUGCGCGGGCAGCUUAAGCACUUGCAGACGACGGUGGAUUGGCUGAAGGGCCUGCCGCAUCCCGCAAAGAUUCUGAUUGCAGGAAACCAUGAUCUCUGCUUAGACAAUGACUGGCGAGAAGGUGGGACGCUGGCGAGAGUGCUCGGCAAUGGGAUACGCGCACAGGAUGUAGAUGCAGCACAAACCCUCAUGCGGAGCGAAGAGCUGCGCGAGACGGGCAUCCGCUAUCUAGAAUACGAACCCAUACAAAUAACCACAGCCUCCGGAAGAACGUGGAACAUAUAUGGUUCACCUGCAACGCCCCGAUACUCAAUCGGAUCGUUCCAGUACGAGUAUGGACAAGGCGCAGAAGUCUGCUCUCGCAUACCGCCCGAGACCGAGGUCCUGCUGACGCAUACGCCACCCCACGGGACGCUCAACGCAACGCGGAGGGGAAAGGCCGCGGGCUGCAAGGAGCUUACCGCUCGGCUGGAAAGUAGAGAGCUUGGGCGCUGCCGGCUGCAUGUCUUUGGACACAUCCACGAGUCGCACGGAGCGGUCAUUCGCCGGGGAAAUGGCGAUGGGACGGUGGACAGGGUCAGCGUGAAUGCAGCACUGGCGUAUGGCGGCCAGGCCGUCAUUGUAGAUCUUGAGAAUUAG